UUCAGUUGAUUGACAGAAAUAAUAAUGUUAGUAGCAAUUUCUAAAAAUCGAUUUCGGGAAUGGAAUAAAGAUUAUGUAAUUUUUCCAGAGGUAAUUGAGGGGAAAAUAAAUACUGAAAAAUUUCUUGACGCUUCACAACAACUUGUACAAUUAAUUGAUAAAUUCGGAAAAUUAUUUGCACCCAUGAAAUAUGACAUGCAACAAAACAUUAACAAAUUAAACGUAAAGUAUAAUAUCGACAGAGAUAAUCAUUCCACUUUACAAGAUAUGAUUUUAAUUGAAAAGACUUCCGAAAAUAAUAAAAUCGCUACUGAAGCUUUAUUAUGGUUAAGAAGAGGAUUGUAUAUGAUACAAUUAUUUUUUGAAAAAAUUGUGCAAGACUAUAAAUCUGGCCAAAUUACUGAAGAUUUAGUAGCUUGCUUAAAAAAAUCAUAUAAAGAAGCUUUAGAACCAUACCAUGGAUGGAUGGCACAACAAUUGUUUGGUCUUCUUGCACGAAUGGUUCCAACAAGAACUCAAUUAUUGCAAGUUCUUACAAACGGAAAUGAAGAAAAAGAAAAUGAAGUUUUACAAAAUAUAGAUGAACUUUGCAAAGGAUUAAAAAUUAAUAUAUUAUAUUUACAAAUAUUCUAUGAUUUACAUCAUUUAAAUAAUCAUGAACGUGUGUAACUUAGAAUU
Leptopilina boulardi is the source of this 678-nucleotide messenger RNA. RefSeq names its product glycolipid transfer protein. The transcript has 5 exons. Gene Ontology annotation, cellular component: cytoplasm; membrane; cytosol. Gene Ontology annotation, biological process: ceramide transport; intermembrane lipid transfer. Lineage: Eukaryota; Metazoa; Arthropoda; Insecta; Hymenoptera; Figitidae. The coding region runs from base 25 to 669 and encodes 214 amino acids. Gene Ontology annotation, molecular function: ceramide 1-phosphate binding; ceramide 1-phosphate transfer activity. The record is from RefSeq and is a predicted model, not a curated record.